Messenger RNA from Labrus mixtus (cuckoo wrasse), 826 nucleotides. RefSeq names its product thyrotropin subunit beta-like. Lineage: Eukaryota; Metazoa; Chordata; Actinopteri; Labriformes; Labridae. Gene Ontology annotation, cellular component: extracellular region; cytoplasm. Gene Ontology annotation, molecular function: hormone activity. Gene Ontology annotation, biological process: G protein-coupled receptor signaling pathway. The record is from RefSeq and is a predicted model, not a curated record.
GCCGGCUGACAUGUGAUUUCGGGCAUGAUGUUGCAGACUGAAGUCGAGGUGGAUUAAGGGUUCCCAUAAAAGCGCAUGGACACUGACGGCUUCAGAAGGAGAGGAGAAGAACAGGUAGAGCCAGGAUUUAACAAGAGGAAGAACUUGCAAAGAGAGUGUCCCAUUUGCAAAAGAGAACACCAUUUAUUGGAUACCUUAAAUCAUUUCCCCCAGGAUCCCAUUAUUUACACAUUAAUGCAUUUUGUAUCAUAAAAAACUAAAAGUUUAUAUUGUCAAGGUGUGUUUUCUCUCUUAAACUUUUCAUGAAUUUUUCACUUUCAGUUCUUUUGAGUGUUUUUAUAGUGGUUUUGUCUUACUGUUGCUGCACAUUUGUGUGUCUUUCAGCAUGCCUCCGGUAGCGUUGAAAUGCAUGCUGCUGUGUAUGUUGAUGGGUGGGACUGUGGGUGCCUGUAUGCUGAAGAAUCACACCUUAUGGAUUGAAAGGCAAGACUGUGCCCAGUGUGUCCUCGUCAACACCACUAUCUGCAGUGGCUACUGCUACACUCAGGACACUAAUCUGAGGGGACGGUUCGGGAGGACUUUUCUGAUCCAGCGCAGCUGUGUGCCCCUUUCCCUGGUGUAUCGACCCGCUCACCUGCCUGGCUGCCCUAAGGAGGUGAACCCGCAGGUGUAUUAUCCUGUAGCCCAUCGGUGCAGCUGCAGGCGCUGCAACACGCGCUCACACCACUGUGUGCGCACACGCCGGGUCUCGUAUGACAGGUGCACCUCGAUCUUUGGCAGCAUGCAGAGCAAGAACGAGCACUUUGGAAACCUCACAACAUGCUAA